AUGGACAAGUCACUUUCAUAUCGUGUUGACCCAACCGAAGACGUCAACGAUGAUGGCGUCGUGCUGGGCGAGAAGACCGGAACCGUGGCAGACCGGAAUGCCAUGGCGCGGUUGGGCAAAGAACAGCUCUUCAAGCGCAACUUUGGCUUCGUCUCCAUCUUCGGCUUUGCCCUCAUCAUCAUGGGCACUUGGGAGGCAGUCCUGGCAACCGUAGCUUUUGGAUUGGGCAAUGGCGGGCCUGGAGGACUCAUCUGGACCUUCAUCGCCACAUAUAUUGGCUUCAUACUCAUCAGUCUUUCAAUGGCCGAGAUGGCUUCCAUGGCUCCCACGUCAGGCGGCCAGUACCACUGGGUUUCUGAGUUCGCUCCUCCCAACGUCCAGAAGUUGCUGUCCUACUUCAUCGGUUGGUUCGGUAUUCUCGGCUACCAGAUCGGAACAACCAUUGGGGCGUUCGUUGCUGGGACCAUGAUUCAGGGCGUCAUUAUACUAAACAACCCCGACAUAUACCACUUCGAGCGAUGGCAUGGAACCCUGAUCGCAAUGGCCAUCACCCUCUGCGUGGCGCUGUUCAACAUCUUCCUGGCGAACCAUCUGCCACUAGUCGAGGGAAUUAUCCUAGUCCUUCACAUCGCUGGGUUCGUGGCGAUUUUAAUCCCUCUCUGGGUCAUGGCUCCCCGAACUCCCAGCUCUCAAGUGUGGACAUCGUUCACCGAUGGCAAUGGCUGGGGCAGCAUCGGAGUGGCAUGUCUCAUCGGGAUAAUCACCAAUGUGGGCUCCAUGGUCGGAGGCGACGCCGCCGCGCACAUGGCGGAAGAGCUAAAGAGCGCGUCGAAAAUCCUCCCGAGGGCCAUGAUCUGGACCAUUGCCGUGAAUGGCAUCCUCGGGUUCGUCAUGCUUGUCACCUUCCUCUACACACUCGGCGACCUAGAGCAAGACCUAGCCACUCCAACAGGCUACCCCGUGAUCCAAGUCUUCGCCACCGCCACGGAAUCCAACGGGGGCGCCGCCGGCCUGACGUCCAUCCUGAUCGUGCUCAACGUCUGCGCCAACCUGACCACGAUGGCUGGCUCGUCACGGCAACUCUUUUCCUUUGCGCGCGACAAGGGCGUGCCCUUCCACCGCUGGGUCUCCCGCGUGCCGCCGGGCUACGACGUGCCCGUCAACGCCAUCAUCGUCUCGGCCCUCUGCUCCUGCAUCUUCCACUGCAUCAACAUCGGCUCCUCCAUUGCGUUCAACAUCAUCAUGUCUAUCGGCACCGUCGCCCUGCUGACGAGCUACAUGGUCUCUAUAGGGAGUAUCACGUGGCGACGCAUCCGCGGCCUGCCGCUCCUCCCGUCCAAGUUCUCGCUAGGAAGGUUCGGCCUGGGCGUCAAUUUGGCGGCGCUGGCCUUCUGCGCCAUCGUCUACGUCUUUGCCUUCUUCCCGCCCAUGCCGAAUCCGCCCGCCGUGGCUAUGAACUGGGCGUGUGCCGUCUAUGGAGGCGUCGUGCUCGCGGCGUUUGCGUACUAUGUGGUGCGCGCGCGGCACGUGUAUGUCGGUCCUGUGGCCUAUGUCGACAAGAGCAUAUAA
Cladophialophora yegresii CBS 114405 is the source of this 1569-nucleotide messenger RNA. RefSeq lists its product as uncharacterized. The transcript has 5 exons. The coding region runs from base 1 to 1569 and encodes 522 amino acids. NCBI's taxonomy places the organism in Eukaryota, Fungi, Ascomycota, Eurotiomycetes, Chaetothyriales, Herpotrichiellaceae. The record is from RefSeq and is a predicted model, not a curated record. Gene Ontology annotation, biological process: transmembrane transport. Gene Ontology annotation, cellular component: membrane. Gene Ontology annotation, molecular function: transmembrane transporter activity.